CUCAGGGUCACUUCGAUUGUUCUUUUCUGUAUCUUUUCCAAUGCUAUGAUUUUUGAAAAGGGAUGACCAGAACUGAACUAAAAUUAACCAAAUUAAGUAAACAAGGAGGUGGAUCUUCGGUUUCAUUUCUUUAAAAGGAGGCGGACCUUCUGGAUUCCUCUGUUUUAGAUAUAUAAUCCCAUUCCCAGGCAGAUGCCUUUUGUUCCUGCUUCAGAUGAGGACUGGUCACCACUGCCUCCAGCCAUGGCCUUUGAGACGAUCCGGAGAGGCCGUGAAAAACUCAUCACUUUCCUCCAAGUGGCACCUGACCUCAUCUUGGAUGAUGUGGCCUCCCAGGGCUUCAUCUCUGAAGAGGAUUACAGCGUUCUAGAUAAGCUGCUGGACCCAAAGGUGAAGAUGCGCAAACUCUUGGUGAAGAUACAGAUCAAAGGAGAAGAGACCUGUCAGAAGUUCUUGGAGGGCAUAAGGAGCCUUUUUCCAAAUUUGCCUCCGGAUCUCUGGCCUCCAACAACUGGUUGCUCCUCUGCAAAAUUCCCAGAUCAGGGCUGUGACGAUGCUGCCAAAGUUUUGGAGAGGAAGGAAUCGGAAAAUCCAGAGGUGGACCCAAAGGACAAAGGAUCCUCUGUGAUGAAUGGAUGUGGGAACUUGAGAGGGGCCCCGUGCUCUGAGCAGAAGGGUCCUGAAACUCCAGAAGCUGUCUUGGAAGGAGUGCCAAAGUCAGGCGAGAAGAUACCGUCAGUGAAGCUAUCACAAAAUUCUAAAGAAUUAGAAAAUGUAUCCAGUCAGCAAGAGCCUGGACAGGAAGUGCUGGAGGAAGAGAAUAUUGUUGAUGAGAGAGUGAAGAGUUUCCUGGUGAAGCUGGGCCUCAACAGGCAAAGAAACAGAAAACUCACUAUGGGAGAAGUCCUGGAAAUCAACUCGGAAGUUCUCAAAACAUUGCCUCCUCAGACACUGGAAGAUCUACCUUGGUGCUUCUUGAGGAAAUUGAUGGCUCUCAAUGGGACAGCCAGAAGCACAGGCCUUGUCCUGAAGGCUGAGGAGGGGUCAAAUGAGGACGGGGAGGAUGAUGGAUGUGAGGUGUUUUCUCUGAGGGAAAUGGACACUGGAAUCCGUGUGAACCCCCUUGAUGUUCUUUGUGCCACAAUGCUUUGCUCUGAUAGCUUCCUUCAGCAGGAGAUCUUGCUCAAAAUGUCCAUGUGCCAGUUUGCUCUUCCCUUGAUCUUGCCUCCCCUUGACAGUCCCAACUGCACUUUCAUGGUCUGGGCCAUGAGGGGUAUUGUGAGAAAAUGGAGACCCCAUUCCCUUGCUGAAAGUAGAGGUUUCAGAGAGGAGAGCCUGGUCCUUGCUUCCAUGCCAACCAUUUCCUUUGUGCGGAUGGGAAGCUGCAGUCUCUCCAAAUCCAGGCUUCUCAAUGAGGUCCUCAGUUCCUCUCAGCAGCACCAUGAUUUCUUUGUGCAUAGGGACAUGGAGAAUGGGAAUGUUCCUCGUGAGAUCAGUGAUGGUCUGGUAGAAAUCUCCUGGUAUUUUCCUGGUGGGAGGGAAAAUUCAGAUCUUUUUCCAGAGCCUAUAGCAAUAGUGAACCUGCGCGGAGACAUGAAGUCCCACUGGCUGCAAUUCAGUAUGUUAACAGAGGUCUCCUCAGCUGUAUUUAUAGUAGCUGAGAACAUCUCCGAUGAAGAAUACAACUUGCUAUUGACACUCCCUGCAUCGUCAUCCAAAUACUACUUUAUUUUGAAUAUUGAAAGUGGAAAGUCGGAGGAAACAUUGAAAUUCCUUAACAAACUAGCUCCGGUGUUGAACAUGAACAAAUCACAGCUCCUGGUGAAAAAGAAGAGCCAGAAUACCACAGAAUUUGUGGCAAAGCUUCGGUUGGCCAUGAGGAGCUUAGUGAACUCUCACCAAAAGCUGAUGAAUAUGGAAGAAAUAGCCAAUGUAAGUCGCAAACUGGGGUUCCAGACAGAUGAGGAUUUGAAAGGCUGGUCUAAUGGAAUUUUACAUGCCAAGGAAAUUGUGGAAGAAAUAGAAGAUGUUGCAAGCUACAAGAAGGAAAUGCUGAAACUGCAGGGGGACUUGUGGAGAAACUUGGCCAAAGUGGAAAAAGAGCUGUGCAGGAUGAAAAGGCAAGCAGACACCCCAACGGAAGACUACAAGUCUCAACUUGGGGAGAAACUGAUUGACUUGCGUGUACAGCAGAAUCAAUGUGACCUUACUAAUGGGAUAACCAAAUUUAUUAACGGAAUACAAAAUCUUCAGCCAGUGGAGAAGCAUUAUUUCCUGAAAUGGAUGAAGUUCAACUUAGAUCAUAUUGCUAGGGCAAACUUGUCCAAAUUACGAGAAGAAUAUAAAGAGAAAUGUCACAUUGCUGGAAAUGAUCCACAACAAUUAGCACAGCUGGAUGAAUUAAUUUCUACCAGUUCCUUAGGCGUGGAACACUUCAUGCGUGAAUUGGGGCAGUUUUAUGAGGCCGAAUACACUAUGGUGAAGGAAGGUAAUCUGGCAAACAAUCAAAGACAGUUUCUUCAUCUACCUGGGAUAGCUGCUGACUUGAUGCAGGAAGGAUUUCCGAUGGAGCUGAUUGAUGGUGAUGCAUCCAACAUACCACUGCAAUGGAUAACCGAUGUUCUGACCACACUCAAUGAGAAACUAGGAGGUCGAUCCAAAAUGAUGGUAAUAACUGUGCUGGGGGUUCAGAGCACUGGCAAAUCCACCCUUCUCAAUACCAUGUUUGGUCUCCAGUUUGCAGUGAGCAGUGGCCGAUGUACACGUGGAGCUUUCAUGACACUCCUUAGAGUUGCAGGGAGCUUGCAGCAAGAAAUAGGUUGUGACUUCAUCCUGGUGAUCGACACAGAAGGCUUGAAAGCCCCUGAGCUGGCCAAACUGGAGGAUAGCUAUGAACAUGACAAUGAGCUGGCCACCCUCGUGAUUGGUCUGAGUGACAUCACAAUAGUGAACCUGGCUAUGGAGAACGCCACUGAAAUGAAAGAUAUCCUGCAAAUUGUAGUCCAUGCAUUUCUGAGGAUGGAGGAAAUAGGGCACAAACCAAACUGCCAAUUUGUGCAUCAAAAUGUCAGUGAUGUGUCUGCCUAUGAACAGAAUAUGAGAGAUAGGAAACGCCUCCUGGAACAGCUCAAUGAAAUGACCAAAGCUGCAGGAAGAAUGGAGAAAUACUGCAAGGAAGUGUCUUUUUCAGAUAUAAUGGAAUAUGAUCCAGAGAAACACAACUGGUACAUCCCCGGCUUGUGACAUGGAGUCCCACCUAUGGCUCCAGUCAAUAUGGGAUACAGUGAGAGUGUAUCAGAGUUGAAAAGGUAUCUAUUGGAGUUCAUGAGAACUGGCUCACAAAAUAGAUCCCUUAAAGAUAUUUCCCAGUUUGUUGAAUGGGUAAAGAGCCUGUGGAAUGCUGUAAAACAUGAAAACUUUCUUUUCAGCUUCCGUAACAGCCUUGUAGCUGAUGCUUAUAACCAACUCUCAAUGAAAUAUGCAGAAUGGGAGUGGGAUUUCCGGAAGGAGAUGCAUCUCUGGGUGUCCAGAGCUGAUACCACAAUUCGGAAUCAAUCCCUAGAAGAGAUAGAAGCUGGUGCAUUUGAGAAUUUAAGACAUGAUGCUCAACAGAAAUUGCAUGAUGGAGAGCAGAAGAUAUUACAUUGCAUAGAGAGCUAUUUUGAGAAUGGUGGAGAAAGUUUGCACCUUAUAGAAAAAUACAGAGAAGACUUCAUCAGAAGUGCCAAGUUCCUCCGGAACCAGCUGGAGAACUAUUCUAUUAACAAGUGCCAGGAGGCCAUCCUUAUUAAAAAGGGACAAAGCAAGAUAGAGAGUCUGCAGGCCAGAUACUUGAAAACCAUAGAAGGGAAAGUGAACAAGCUCUUGGGAGAGUGUAAAGAGCAGGAAAGCCAACUGAAGCUUGAGGAACUGGAACAGGAGUUCAACAACAUGUGGAAAGAAUCCUUAUCAGAAUUGCCACCUAGUACUUUAACUCAUCCCGAAAUUCAUAGAGAUGUCCACAAUCAGCUUAGAAAAGAUUUGGAACCUCAGGGCAGCUUGGCCAAUCAGAUCUUCCAGAAGCUACUCAGCUCUUCAGGCAAUCACAGGACAACUUUUGCCAUGAAAAAGGAAUAUCUAGAAUCUUCAUUCAUAAGUACAGUAAAAGGUCUAUUCAAGGAUUAUCUAGGUGAAGCAGAGGAACAUGCCAGAUCUCUGAUUCAAGACUGCAGGAGUUAUGUUGCAAAUAAAAUCAAUACAAAAGGGGACUAUGAUGAAACAUAUUGUCGGGAAUUGUUGAUGAUUAUCAAUAAGAGUAUUCAAGGAAAGAAAUUUCAGAAACUUCAUACUACCAUUCACUUUGAAGUAGAUCUGAAAUAUUGCAUUCUGGGAGAAGCAGUGGAUGCUUUUCAAAAGAUGCAUGAUAACUUCUUCAAGGCAAACAACCCUUAUCAGCGUCUGGAAAAUCUCAAGCCUCAGUAUUUCUCCAUUUUCAAAGACCUUUACUAUGAAAAGGAUGCUUGUCAGAAGAGAGCCAAGGAUUUUUGUGAUCUGUGUCUGAGACCAGCUCUGGUGGACAACCUCAAUAAGAAACUUGGGAUAGAAAUAGUAGAUGAUAUUCUCUGCAGCAGGCAAUCCAUUCAAUAUGGAAGUCGGAGCUUCUUUCAGUUCACUGUGCAGAAGAAACUGCUAGAAGAGGAAAAAUUUGAGGACUAUGUGAAUUAUAUAAACCACUAUGAAGAUUUUGUGAAGUCUUGGAUCCAAGCACAGCUGGUUGACCAUUAUAGGCAGAGAGAGGAUCUAGAAACCUUGGAGAGAAGAAUCCUAUCUGCUGUGAUAAAGAAAAUAAAAGAGGCUUUGGGAAGCUGUACAAACCAAACGGGGACUUUGUCUGAAUUCUUGGAGGACUUCAGCUAUGAGAUGAGUGAAGAACUUGUCAUUUCCAAAGACUCUCUGGAUGUCAUCCUUUUCAACAAUGUUGCCAAAGCAGGAUCCUUCUCAGAUGAGGUUCAGGCCUAUGUCCCUGAGGUGAUGGAGGACAUCCUUUGGGAUCAGAGUUUGAUGAGUGUAGAGAAAAUACUGUCAAACAUCCACUUGAAGCCCCAGGAGGAGAUCUUCAAGCGAGUGUUUGGCUGUGGCAAGCAGUGUCCCUUCUGCAAAGUCCCCUGUGAAGCUGGUGGUGACAACCAUCAGGAACACUUUGCAUCUGUCCAUCGACCUCAGGGGUUAGGGAAAUAUAGAUAUCUUUCAACAAGCAAGCUUGUAUAUUCCUUAUGCUCCUCUGAUGUUGUCUCAAAUGCCACUUUUAUUAAUGUGGACACGGCUGGAAAAGAGCAUCCCUAUAAAGACUAUCGCCACUACUAUCCUGACUGGCGCAUCCAGCCUGAUGCCAGCAUUGCUGCCUCAGACUACUGGAAAUUUGUGUUUGUGAAAUUCAAUCGUCAGUUUGCAGAAAAGUAUAAUGCCGUCCCUGCUCAUCUCCCUCAUGCAUGGAAGGCAAUAACCAAGAGCCGAGCACUGGAAAGCAUCCAGGACGUCUUUAACAUGAAAUAAUGGCCGUUGCUGCUAUUUUCAACUUGACCCCAAAGUGCUGAUCAGGUUAUGGACACAUUUACUGAACAUCAACCCAUUAUUAAAGACCCUUAAUCUGCAACGUUAUUGACAUGGUAUACUUUAUUUAGUGAUAUAAUUAUUGACAUUGAUACUUUACCUGACAGGUUUUAAGGGCAAACAGCCAGAACAGCUCUUCAAAAAGAAGAGGAUUCUGGUGGCAAAGUUAAUCUAGAGUUAAGCUACCUGAGAUGGAACAGCACUGUGUCUUCAUAGCAGAAUAGGAAGCCAGUGUGGAAGGAGAAUAAAUAAGUUUCCUCAUAGUUUUGGGAUGUCCUGACUAACCUGCAUAAACACACACACACACACACACACACACACACACACAGAUGGACAACCAUCUUCAGCUGUGGGAAGAGUUUUAGUGAGGAAGGGUCCAAGCUUGCAGGUUCCACUUAAAACACUCUAGGCCUAGUGCAUGUAUUUUCUGCAUAGGAAAGCACUUCAGAAGAUGGCACCGUCAGUUUGUAGGUUUGAUCUCACAAAUUAUUUUGCUUUGUACUUAGAUUGUGUUGUGAUCUCUGUCUCAGCAGUAUGAAGAAUUAAAGCACACAAAAAAGUUA
Molecule: messenger RNA, 6152 nt
Organism: Hemicordylus capensis (graceful crag lizard)
Lineage: Eukaryota; Metazoa; Chordata; Lepidosauria; Squamata; Cordylidae
Product: up-regulator of cell proliferation-like
Exons: 6
Biological process (GO): regulation of apoptotic process
Molecular function (GO): GTP binding
Source: RefSeq, a predicted model, not a curated record